Aplosporella prunicola CBS 121167 is the source of this 5890-nucleotide messenger RNA. RefSeq lists its product as uncharacterized. The transcript is spliced from 2 exons. NCBI's taxonomy places the organism in Eukaryota, Fungi, Ascomycota, Dothideomycetes, Botryosphaeriales, Aplosporellaceae. The record is from RefSeq and is a predicted model, not a curated record. Bases 357 to 5642 code for a protein of 1761 amino acids.
CGCCCGGUGCACCUCAACCACUUCUUUCGUCACGACUUCUUUCUUUCCUUUCUCUUCCAUUGCUGUCGCGACUUUGCUGGGAGUUACUGGCCGUGGCGUUCAGGUGUCAGCGACGGACCACUUUUCCUCCCUCUUCACCCGCUUCAACCUGCAACAACCACUCCACUACCUUACCAACCACUCCGCCGCCAACGCCACUUGCACAGCUCGCGCCCAGUACACGUAUACCAUCUUUCCCCGACUCGCUUCCAGGCUUUAGUUGUGUGCAUCUCCAGCUUCCUCGCGCUGCCGGUCCCCUCUUGCGGCUCUCGUCUCGCAUCGCAGCCUGAUUAAUACCCUCAUGAAACCCGCCCACCAUGUCUAAAGCCCCAGAUUUUGCUCGCAUGCGCGAGCUGACCAUGCAGGAUGGUCAAGAUGACAUGGUCACUGUUAAUACGCGCGCUUUAAUCGACAAGGUCCUGGCCCGCUACUCCGCAGAGUUCACGACUUUGAGAGAGCUCGUCCAAAACGCUGCCGACGCCGGGGCUACGACCGCCACCAUCAGAUUCGAGACCCUUCCAUCAACGCGCGUUCGCCUGCCGGAUACUCAAGAUCAAUCGGCGUUGCUUAGGCACGUCGUCAAGAACCAUACCUUGAGGAGUCUGAGCGUCUCGAAUAAUGGCAAGCCGUUUACAGACGCCGACUGGGCUCGUUUACGGUGUAUUGCUGAAGGCAACCCGGAUGAGACGAAGAUCGGAGCAUUUGGUGUGGGCUUUUACUCUGUGUUCAGUGAAUGCGAUACGCCCUUCGUCAUCUCAGGUGACAAGACGAUGGCUUUCUACUGGAGAGGCAACACGCUGGCUGUGAAGACGUCUGCUUUGCCCGCCGGCCAAGCUUCCGGGGAUACGAGCUUCAUCUUGGAUUACCGCACGUCGGAAAAGGAUGUCGAUAUUACACCGUCACCUGUGCCGGACCUCUUAGAACUAUCCAAGUUUCUUACAACCAGUUUGACGUUUCUUGCUUUGCAAAAGAUCCAACUCUUUGUUGAUGACUACAAGAUCAUGGAGCUGACGAAGACCAUGUCUGACGCUGUCUCUGUGCCCCUCCCCAGCAACAUCGGGACCACGUCCUCGCACAAUCUCAUGAAAAUUCGGGACAUUGUUCAUGAGAAUGCCAAGAUCACAGCGUCGUGGUGUAACAUCAUAGGCUGGGACCGUAAGGAGCCUUCCCAGGAACCCGUAGUUGAAGAACCGAUCAUUUCCGCGCCGAGUUUCAAAGGGUUUUUCAAAAAGACGUUCAAUAUCGGGUCUGCCAGUCAAAAGGAGCAGGAACAGAAGCUGGCGCAAGAAAGGGCAGCUGCGGAACAGAAGGCCGUAGCCGAGGACUCUGCGGGCAUCUCUACUGCUACUGUGACGCUGCACCUCAGCACCAUCAACAUUACUUCAAAUGUGCCAUCUCGCCUUGCGAAUGAACUGCUGCGAGCCACGAAGAAGCAACCGCCUAAGCAGACUCGUUUAGCAAUUUUAACAACUCCACACGCUGAGUGGAAGAAAUCUGUCACUAAUUCCUCCGGUCUUACGGUCGAACGCACUGGAGAGCUCUUUGCCUCUGCGUUGCCUACUCACCAAGGCCGCAUUUUUAUUGGAUUUUCGACCGGCCAAACCACGGGUUACCAAUGCCAUAUCUUUGCACCAUCUCUCAUCCCCACCGUGGAGCGCGAAAGCAUUGAUUUGUCCAAUCGGCAUGUUUCUACGUGGAACGAAUCAACGUUGGAAAUUGCUGGCAUCGCUUGCCGCAUUGCAUUUUCGCGGCAGAUGAGCGCCAUCAAGGCUCAACUUACUGAGGACGUAAAGCUUUCCGGAAACACUAAGACUACGCUUGAACAAGUUUCGAAACUCAUUCCCAAGGCGAACCACCUCUUGAACCAGUACACUUCUCGGGAAUCUACGCCAUUCGCCCAGGUGGGUAAAUACAUCGACGAAGGUUUUUGGAGAGCGUCCAAGAGCUUUGAAAUUCUGUCGACAUGUGGCGUACUUCCUGCAAAGGAGGUCCGUGUCUUCGCUCAGAGGCUUGCGUUCUUGCGUGACUUUCCUUUUGUUCCUGAAAAGGUCUUGGACGAUGCGGAAGGGUUCAUCCAGCGCUUGUUAAGACGCGGCUUCAUCUCCCAAUUGACCAUUGAAGACAUCAGCAGGAAGCUUGAAGACAAACCCUUAGAUGAAGAUGAGAUGCGGGAAUUCCUUCAUUGGGUGGCCAAUAUGUCAAGUUCGAAUGCCGUGGAAAAGCAUGACCUCAAGCAGCUCUUCAAUGCUGCUAUCCUGACGGUCGACCAAUCCAUCAUCGCACUGGGAAGCAUUAACUUCUAUUUGAUUCCUUCAAAGUAUCCGCCCGACCUUUCUUAUCCAGAUAGUUGCAUGCCCCUGAAGUAUACCAAGGACUUCAGCCGCGUGCAACUUGAGGGAUUUGGAUGGCAGGAGCUUCCUGUUGAAGAAUGGAUACGGCAUCUGCUUCAGUUCAAUCAGCUCACCAGUGCAAAAUCCAUUACUAAAGACCCCGAGUUUGCUUCUCUGGUCUUGAAAGUUAUCUCAAAGCAAUGGGAUCACAUGAAGGCGCAGCAAAGAGCUGAUAUUGUCAAUCUUCUACGCCCACACCCGGUCAUGCCUACGAAGAAUGGCAUGCAAAAGCCGCAGGAAACUUAUGAGCCUAAUGUCAAGAUAUUUGACGAUCUUCCAAACCUCGUGGUUACUGGCCUUAAGCCAAAGUUACUUGAGGCGCUUGGCCUUCGCAGGACCAUCGACAUGGAUUACUUGUUCAACCGACUUCUGGCUACGCCUGACAAGGACAGUACCGGUAGCGGGCCAAAGUGGAGUCAUAUGGAUGUCAUCGAAUACCUCGCUGACGUCAAAGAUGCCAUUCCGGCCAAGGAUCGCUUGAUACUUGCUGACAAGAAGAUGUGGCCAAUCGAGAAUUAUCCAGGAGUCAAGAGCGACACAACUCGCUUGUACAGCCUCAGAGAAAUUUAUGAACCUUCUAAGGACAAUAAAGAGCUCGGUCUGCCAGUAAUCAAAUGGCGUGCAAACGUCGAAUACAAGCCUCUGGAUACCAAGGGGAAGUUUCUCAAGGAAAUAGGCUUACGCCGUUUCCCGGAUUGGAGCAAGGUCAUUGAGAUGAUCGCAUACGCGGUGAAGACUAGUGAUGCCGCUUAUUACGAAACGGUCAUCCGCUACUUCAUUUCCAACCGCUCUCAAUGGCCUACUGCGACGCCUAGUGCCUUGGCUGACAAGGAGUUGUUGCCUGUUGAAGGAAUCCCGUUCCCUUAUUUGGUACCACCUACCGCUUGUGUUACGAACCGUGGGGCUUCCAUUUUUGGUUACAACAUACUGCGCGCAGACCUGAUUCCCCAUGCUGCUACAUUCGGAGUCAGUCGUGACCCGCCCAUUGAAUUCUGUGUCCAGCGCUUGAUUAGAGCUCCUCCGAGGAGUAAGCAGGACGCUGCUAUAUACUUUGGGUAUAUGGCCAGUAGGAUUGCGGAUAUUCAAGGCCAGAGAGAAGUAGCCAAAUCGCUUGGCGAAGCUCCUAUAGUUCCAAUUCCCGGUCAGCAUGAUGCCAGUAAAGUCCGUCACAUACCUCCGCAGUCCUGCUAUGUUGGAGAAAGCAAAGAGUAUGGAGCGAUUCUGAACUUUGUCGAUUUCGGGUCCAUUUCAAAUUCCUUCCUGCGUUCUGUUGGCGCCAAGGACAAACCCAACAUCCUGGAACUAGCUCGCAUGGUUGUCGACAACCCGGCCAAAGUUCUCAAAGAGCUAGGAGCAGAAAAGUACCAAGGUCUUCUUAAACAGUUUGCCGUGAACUACAGGGACAUCAAAGGGGAGAAGACUCUGUGGAACUCCUUCAAGACCUAUCCUAUACUUCUCGCGCUCAAAGACGAACCGGUGCUGGAUGAGAAAGCGGGUGUCAAAUCUGAGACAACGCAUUUUGAGGACGAAGAUGACGAUGAAGACUCGGUUGUUCGGCAGGUCAUGGUCCGCGCGGCUGCGAACCAGAUCGUCACUCGUGACAAUGUUCAGUAUUACGCUGUCUUCAGAGGUUCGCUUCUAGUUGCGCCGGAGGAUGAAGACCUGGAGAAGUUCUACAUGCUGCUGGGUGCAGAGAAGCUCAGUGACCGUGUUCAAGUUGAAAAGGUCCCCGGAAAUCCCGUCUAUGACGGUCAAAAGAAGGCAGAUAAACUCAAGGCGCUGAUUCUGGAGCGUGUGCCGAUCUUCCUCAUCAACUUCAUCAAGGACCAGAUCUUCCAUGAUAGUCGUUGGUUGGAGCAUAAUCUUGAUGUCAAGGUGGUCUCCCACUUGACACACCGCUUGCAAGCGCCUGGCAUGCGAGCCGUCUCGCUGAAAAUGAGCGCCGGCCUUGUCGUCCAGAAGGGUGGCAUGAUGACUGCUCGGAGUAUCAUCCUUUACGUUACUGAUGACUAUGACUUCUUUGAGGUCAGCCGUGAGCUGGUUCCUCUGCUCUUGAAGCGUCAAAACCCCAAGCACGAAACGCUCAUUCUGGAGACAAUUCUCAGCAACAGUCUGCGUAGACUGCGUGACAAGGGUUACGAUGUUCAUCGCAUCCUCGCCCGCAAGGAGAAGCACCAGGCUCGUCUAGCCGAGGAAGAGAAGCAGCGUAUUACUGAAUUAGAGAAGCAACGUGCGGAGGAAGCGGAAAAGCAACAGGCGAUUGCUAGGCAAGCCCCUGUACCUGGUCAGCGUCAAUCGCAACAGUUCGAAGGCACUCAGCUCGAAGAUACCAAGCGUGAAAACGCGCGACCACAGACUCCCGACAAGCCAAAGAUGCCCGGUGCAUUCGGUUCUCCGGAUGAUCACCAGCCGUCUGAACGCCAAAUGGCUCAACAACGGCCUGGAGAGGACAACGCUCUUGCACGCACUCGCAACAGUUUCAUGCAAAAGUUCAGAGAGUUCACUGGUAACAAUACCCCCAACACCGGGACCUCGGGCGGCGUGUCUAGAGGCGGCGAGGCAGGCAUGCCAAACGACAACAGCCCCAACAACCCGACCCAGACAAGCAAGGAUCUCCAGACCAACCUCAACGAUGCCAUCAAGUCGUGCCGCGCGCACAACUCGUCGCAAGUCAAGAGCGCGGGCGAGACCAAGGAGAUUGGCGAAGCCAAGGGCUCGUACUGCGACACGCGGCCGGCCAAGGACCUCUCGCGCUGGUACACGGAGCAGAACGGCAUGACGGUGUUCCUGUCGAGCGGGAGCUCGCACGCCGUGCUCAGCGCCAACGACGCAGCGUUCAAGAACGGUAUCGUGGCGUUUUCGCAGCUGCUGGCGCACGUGGCGCGCGUCUUCCAGCUGGACCCGCGCAUCGUCAACAUCUUCUACGAGGACGUGGGCAGCACGAUAGCCUUCAACCAGGGCGGCGCCCUCUUCUUCAACUACCACUACUUCCAGACGCUGCACCUGCCGCACAACAUGGUCGACCGCGCCAAGAUGGUCGAGGCCAUGGUCUUCUGGUGGGAGGCCUUUUGCCACGAGAUAGCGCACAACCUGUCCUCGGACCACAGCGCCGCGCACGUCUUUUACGAGGGCAGCUUGAUCAAGCAGACGUUCAAUCGCAUGAUGAUGCUGGCGGCUGGGCAGGGCGUCGAGGCUGCUGUUGCUGCUGCGUAAAGGUGAGUGUUUGGGAGGGUGAGAGCGAGGAUUCAGUGCAGUUGGUGGUGGAGUGGAAUCAAUGGACGUUGCUCUUGCGCAUACGUACAUUGCUUGCAGUAGUGUCGGCGGUUGAUAGGUUACAUACGAUACGGAAAGCGGCCUGUGUGCGCACAAUCGGCCUCUUCACUCACUCUAGGUACUUACUGUUCAAAUCCCCUCCUAGGAUAGACUUGGGAUAGAAAAAGGAAUGCACACUGUUGCGGAUG